GCAGUCCGUCUUAGAGGCAGUCCGUCUUGGUAAGGCAGUCCGUCUUGGUAAGGCAGUCCGUCUUGGUAGGGCAGUCCGUCUUGGUAAGGCAGUCCGUCUUGGUAAGGCAGUCCGUCUUGGUAAGGCAGUCCGUCUUGAUAAGGCAGUCCCUCUUGGUAAGGCAGUCCGUCUUGGUAAGGCAGUCCGUCUUGGUAAGGCAGUCCGUCUUGGUAAGGCAGUCCGUCUUGGUAAGGCAGUCCGUCUUGGUAAGGCAGUCCGUCUUGGUAAGGCAGUCCGUCUUGGUAAGGCAGUCCGUCUUGGUAAGGCAGUCCGUCUUGGAAAGGCAGUCCGUCUUGGGAAGGCAGUCCGUCUUGGUAAGGCAGUCCGUCUUGGUAAGGCAGUCCGUCUUGCUAAGGCAGUCCGUCUUGGUAAGGCAGUCCGUCUUGAUAAGGCAGUCCGUCUUGGUAAGGCAGUCCGUCUUGGUAAGGCAGUCCGUCUUGGUAAGGCAGUCCGUCUUGGUAAGGCAGUCCGUCUUGGUAAGGCAGUCCGUCUUGGUAAGGCAGUCCGUCUUGGUAAGGCAGUCCGUCUUGGUAAGGCAGUCCGUCUUGGUAAGGCAGUCCGUCUUGGUAAGGCAGUCCGUCUUGGUAAGGCAGUCCGUCUUGGUAAGGCAGUCCGUCUUGGUAAGGCAGUCCGUCUUGGUAAGGCAGUCCGUCUUGGUAAGGCAGUCCGUCUUGGUAAGGCAGUCCGUCUUGGUAAGGCAGUCCGUCUUGGUAAGGCAGUCCGUCUUGGUAAGGCAGUCCGUCUUGGUAAGGCAGUCCGUCUUGGUAAGGCAGUCCGUCUUGGUAAGGCAGUCCGUCUUGGUAAGGCAGUCCGUCUUGGUAAGGCAGUCCGUCUUGGUAAGGCAGUCCGUCUUGGUAAGGCAGUCCGUCUUGGUAAGGCAGUCCGUCUUGGUAAGGCAGUCCGUCUUGGUAAGGCAGUCCGUCUUGGUAAGGCAGUCCGUCUUGGUAAGGCAGUCCGUCUUGGAAAGGCAGUCCGUCUUGUCCGUCUUGGUAAGGCAGUCCGUCUUGGUAAGGCAGUCCGUCUUGGUAAGGCAGUCCGUCUUGGUAAGGCAGUCCGUCUUGGUAAGGCAGUCCGUCUUGGUAAGGCAGUCCGUCUUGGUAAGGCAGUCCGUCUUGGUAAGGCAGUCCGUCUUGGUAAGGCAGUCCGUCUUGGUAAGGCAGUCCGUCUUGGUAAGGCAGUCCGUCUUGGUAAGGCAGUCCGUCUUGGUAAGGCAGUCCGUCUUGGUAAGGCAGUCCGUCUUGGUAAGGCAGUCCGUCUUGGUAAGGCAGUCCGUCUUGGUAAGGCAGUCCGUCUUGGUAAGGCAGUCCGUCUUGGUAAGGCAGUCCGUCUUGGUAAGGCAGUCCGUCUUGGUAAGGCAGUCCGUCUUGGUAAGGCAGUCCGUCUUGGUAAGGCAGUCCGUCUUGGUAAGGCAGUCCGUCUUGGUAAGGCAGUCCGUCUUGGUAAGGCAGUCCGUCUUGGUAAGGCAGUCCGUCUUGGUAAGGCAGUCCGUCUUGGUAAGGCAGUCCGUCUUGGUAAGGCAGUCCGUCUUGGUAAGGCAGUCCGUCUUGGUAAGGCAGUCCGUCUUGGAAAGGCAGUCCGUCUUGGUAAGGCAGUCCGUCUUGGUAAGGCAGUCCGUCUUGGUAAGGCAGUCCGUCUUGGAAAGGCAGUCCGUCUUGGAAAGGCAGUCCGUCUUGGAAAGGCAGUCCGUCUUGGUAAGGCAGUCCGUCUUGGAAAGGCAGUCCGUCUUGGAAAGGCAGUCCGUCUUGGUAAGGCAGUCCGUCUUGGAAAGGCAGUCCGUCUUGGUAAGGCAGUCCGUCUUGGUAAGGCAGUCCGUCUUGGUAAGGCAGUCCGUCUUGGAAAGGCAGUCCGUCUUGGUAAGGCAGUCCGUCUUGGUAAGGCAGUCCGUCUUGGUAAGGCAGUCCGUCUUGGUAAGGCAGUCCGUCUUGGUAAGGCAGUCCGUCUUGGUAAGGCAGUCCGUCUUGGUAAGGCAGUCCGUCUUGGUAAGGCAGUCCGUCUUGGUAAGGCAGUCCGUCUUGGUAAGGCAGUCCGUCUUGUCCGUCUUGGUAAGGCAGUCCGUCUUGGUAAGGCAGUCCGUCUUGGUAAGGCAGUCCGUCUUGGUAAGGCAGUCCGUCUUGGAAAGGCAGUCCGUCUUGGUAAGGCAGUCCGUCUUGGUAAGGCAGUCCGUCUUGGUAAGGCAGUCCGUCUUGGUAAGGCAGUCCGUCUUGGUAAGGCAGUCCGUCUUGGUAAGGCAGUCCGUCUUGGAAAGGCAGUCCGUCUUGGAAAGGCAGUCCGUCUUGGUAAGGCAGUCCGUCUUGGAAAGGCAGUCCGUCUUGGUAAGGCAGUCCGUCUUGGUAAGGCAGUCCGUCUUGGAAAGGCAGUCCGUCUUGGUAAGGCAGUCCGUCUUGGAAAGGCAGUCCGUCUUGGUAAGGCAGUCCGUCUUGGAAAGGCAGUCCGUCUUGGUAAGGCAGUCCGUCUUGGUAAGGCAGUCCGUCUUGGUAAGGCAGUCCGUCUUGGUAAGGCAGUCCGUCUUGGUAAGGCAGUCCGUCUUGGUAAGGCAGUCCGUCUUGGUAAGGCAGUCCGUCUUGGUAAGGCAGUCCGUCUUGGUAAGGCAGUCCGUCUUGGUAAGGCAGUCCGUCUUGGUAAGGCAGUCCGUCUUGGUAAGGCAGUCCGUCUUGGUAAGGCAGUCCGUCUUGGUAAGGCAGUCCGUCUUGGUAAGGCAGUCCGUCUUGGUAAGGCAGUCCGUCUUGGAAAGGCAGUCCGUCUUGGUAAGGCAGUCCGUCUUGGUAAGGCAGUCCGUCUUGGUAAGGCAGUCCGUCUUGGUAAGGCAGUCCGUCUUGGUAAGGCAGUCCGUCUUGGUAAGGCAGUCCGUCUUGGUAAGGCAGUCCGUCUUGAUAAGGCAGUCCGUCUUGGUAAGGCAGUCCGUCUUGGUAAGGCAGUCCGUCUUGGUAAGGCAGUCCGUCUUGGUAAGGCAGUCCGUCUUGGUAAGGCAGUCCGUCUUGGUAAGGCAGUCCGUCUUGGUAAGGCAGUCCGUCUUGGUAAGGCAGUCCGUCUUGGUAAGGCAGUCCGUCUUGGUAAGGCAGUCCGUCUUGGUAAGGCAGUCCGUCUUGGUAAGGCAGUCCGUCCUGGUAAGGCAGUCCGUCUUGGAAAGGCAGUCCGUCUUGGUAAGGCAGUCCGUCUUGGUAAGGCAGUCCGUCUUGGAAAGGCAGUCCGUCUUGGUAAGGCAGUCCGUCUUGGUAAGGCAGUCCGUCUUGGUAAGGCAGUCCGUCUUGGUAAGGCAGUCCGUCUUGGUAAGGCAGUCCGUCUUGGUAAGGCAGUCCGUCUUGGUAAGGCAGUCCGUCUUGGUAAGGCAGUCCGUCUUGGUAAGGCAGUCCGUCUUGGUAAGGCAGUCCGUCUUGGAAAGGCAGUCCGUCUUGGAAAGGCAGUCCGUCUUGGAAAGGCAGUCCGUCUUGGAAAGGCAGUCCGUCUUGGUAAGGCAGUCCGUCUUGGUAAGGCAGUCCGUCUUGGUAAGGCAGUCCGUCUUGGUAAGCAGUCCGUCUUGUCCGUCUUGGAGGCAGUCCGUCUUGGUAAGGCAGUCCGUCUUGGUAAGGCAGUCCGUCUUGGUAAGGCAGUCCGUCUUGGUAAGGCAGUCCGUCUUGGUAAGGCAGUCCGUCUUGGUAAGGCAGUCCGUCUUGGUAAGGCAGUCCGUCUUGGUAAGGCAGUCCGUCUUGGUAAGGCAGUCCGUCUUGGUAAGGCAGUCCGUCUUGGUAAGGCAGUCCGUCUUGGUAAGGCAGUCCGUCUUGGUAAGGCAGUCCGUCUUGGUAAGGCAGUCCGUCUUGGUAAGGCAGUCCGUCUUGGUAAGGCAGUCCGUCUUGGUAAGGCAGUCCGUCUUGGUAAGGCAGUCCGUCUUGGUAAGGCAGUCCGUCUUGGUAAGGCAGUCCGUCUUGGUAAGGCAGUCCGUCUUGGUAAGGCAGUCCGUCUUGGUAAGGCAGUCCGUCUUGGUAAGGCAGUCCGUCUUGGUAAGGCAGUCCGUCUUGGUAAGGCAGUCCGUCUUGGUAAGGCAGUCCGUCUUGGUAAGGCAGUCCGUCUUGGUAAGGCAGUCCGUCUUGGUAAGGCAGUCCGUCUUGGUAAGGCAGUCCGUCUUGGUAAGGCAGUCCGUCUUGGUAAGGCAGUCCGUCUUGGUAAGGCAGUCCGUCUUGGUAAGGCAGUCCGUCUUGGUAAGGCAGUCCGUCUUGGUAAGGCAGUCCGUCUUGGUAAGGCAGUCCGUCUUGGUAAGGCAGUCCGUCUUGGUAAGGCAGUCCGUCUUGGUAAGGCAGUCCGUCUUGGUAAGGCAGUCCGUCUUGGUAAGGCAGUCCGUCUUGGUAAGGCAGUCCGUCUUGGUAAGGCAGUCCGUCUUGGUAAGGCAGUCCGUCUUGGUAAGGCAGUCCGUCUUGGUAAGGCAGUCCGUCUUGGUAAGGCAGUCCGUCUUGGUAAGGCAGUCCGUCUUGGUAAGGCAGUCCGUCUUGGUAAGGCAGUCCGUCUUGGUAAGGCAGUCCGUCUUGGUAAGGCAGUCCGUCUUGGUAAGGCAGUCCGUCUUGGUAAGGCAGUCCGUCUUGGUAAGGCAGUCCGUCUUGGUAAGGCAGUCCGUCUUGGUAAGGCAGUCCGUCUUGGUAAGGCAGUCCGUCUUGGUAAGGCAGUCCGUCUUGGUAAGGCAGUCCGUCUUGGUAAGGCAGUCCGUCUUGGUAAGGCAGUCCGUCUUGGUAAGGCAGUCCGUCUUGGUAAGGCAGUCCGUCUUGGUAAGGCAGUCCGUCUUGGUAAGGCAGUCCGUCUUGGUAAGGCAGUCCGUCUUGGUAAGGCAGUCCGUCUUGGUAAGGCAGUCCGUCUUGGUAAGGCAGUCCGUCUUGGUAAGGCAGUCCGUCUUGGUAAGGCAGUCCGUCUUGGUAAGGCAGUCCGUCUUGGUAAGGCAGUCCGUCUUGGUAAGGCAGUCCGUCUUGGUAAGGCAGUCCGUCUUGUCCGUCUUGGAAAGGCAGUCCGUCUUGGAAAGGCAGUCCGUCUUGGAAAGGCAGUCCGUCUUGGAAAGGCAGUCCGUCUUGGAAAGGCAGUCCGUCUUGGUAAGGCAGUCCGUCUUGGUAAGGCAGUCCGUCUUGGUAAGGCAGUCCGUCUUGGUAAGGCAGUCCGUCUUGGUAAGGCAGUCCGUCUUGGUAAGGCAGUCCGUCUUGGUAAGGCAGUCCGUCUUGGUAAGGCAGUCCGUCUUGGUAAGGCAGUCCGUCUUGGUAAGGCAGUCCGUCUUGGUAAGGCAGUCCGUCUUGGUAAGGCAGUCCGUCUUGGUAAGGCAGUCCGUCUUGGUAAGGCAGUCCGUCUUGGUAAGGCAGUCCGUCUUGGAAAGGCAGUCCGUCUUGGUAAGGCAGUCCGUCUUGGUAAGGCAGUCCGUCUUGGUAAGGCAGUCCGUCUUGGUAAGGCAGUCCGUCUUGGUAAGGCAGUCCGUCUUGAUAAGGCAGUCCGUCUUGGUAAGGCAGUCCGUCUUGGUAAGGCAGUCCGUCUUGGUAAGGCAGUCCGUCUUGGUAAGGCAGUCCGUCUUGGUAAGGCAGUCCGUCUUGGUAAGGCAGUCCGUCUUGGUAAGGCAGUCCGUCUUGGUAAGGCAGUCCGUCUUGGUAAGGCAGUCCGUCUUGGUAAGGCAGUCCGUCUUGGUAAGGCAGUCCGUCUUGGUAAGGCAGUCCGUCUUGGUAAGGCAGUCCGUCUUGGUAAGGCAGUCCGUCUUGGUAAGGCAGUCCGUCUUGGUAAGGCAGUCCGUCUUGGUAAGGCAGUCCGUCUUGGUAAGGCAGUCCGUCUUGGUAAGGCAGUCCGUCUUGGUAAGGCAGUCCGUCUUGGUAAGGCAGUCCGUCUUGGUAAGGCAGUCCGUCUUGGUAAGGCAGUCCGUCUUGGUAAGGCAGUCCGUCUUGGUAAGGCAGUCCGUCUUGGUAAGGCAGUCCGUCUUGGUAAGGCAGUCCGUCUUGGUAAGGCAGUCCGUCUUGGUAAGGCAGUCCGUCUUGGUAAGGCAGUCCGUCUUGGUAAGGCAGUCCGUCUUGGUAAGGCAGUCCGUCUUGGUAAGGCAGUCCGUCUUGGUAAGGCAGUCCGUCUUGGAAAGGCAGUCCGUCUUGGUAAGGCAGUCCGUCUUGGUAAGGCAGUCCGUCUUGGUAAGGCAGUCCGUCUUGGUAAGGCAGUCCGUCUUGGUAAGGCAGUCCGUCUUGGUAAGGCAGUCCGUCUUGGUAAGGCAGUCCGUCUUGGUAAGGCAGUCCGUCUUGGUAAGGCAGUCCGUCUUGGUAAGGCAGUCCGUCUUGGUAAGGCAGUCCGUCUUGGUAAGGCAGUCCGUCUUGGUAAGGCAGUCCGUCUUGGUAAGGCAGUCCGUCUUGGUAAGGCAGUCCGUCUUGGUAAGGCAGUCCGUCUUGGUAAGGCAGUCCGUCUUGUCCGUCUUGGUAAGGCAGUCCGUCUUGGUAAGGCAGUCCGUCUUGGUAAGGCAGUCCGUCUUGGUAAGGCAGUCCGUCUUGGUAAGGCAGUCCGUCUUGGUAAGGCAGUCCGUCUUGGUAAGGCAGUCCGUCUUGGAAAGGCAGUCCGUCUUGGUAAGGCAGUCCGUCUUGGUAAGGCAGUCCGUCUUGGUAAGGCAGUCCGUCUUGGUAAGGCAGUCCGUCUUGGUAAGGCAGUCCGUCUUGGUAAGGCAGUCCGUCUUGGUAAGGCAGUCCGUCUUGGAAAGGCAGUCCGUCUUGGUAAGGCAGUCCGUCUUGGUAAGGCAGUCCGUCUUGGUAAGGCAGUCCGUCUUGGUAAGGCAGUCCGUCUUGGUAAGGCAGUCCGUCUUGGUAAGGCAGUCCGUCUUGGAAAGGCAGUCCGUCUUGGUAAGGCAGUCCGUCUUGGUAAGGCAGUCCGUCUUGGUAAGGCAGUCCGUCUUGGUAAGGCAGUCCGUCUUGGUAAGGCAGUCCGUCUUGGUAAGGCAGUCCGUCUUGGUAAGGCAGUCCGUCUUGGAAAGGCAGUCCGUCUUGGUAAGGCAGUCCGUCUUGGUAAGGCAGUCCGUCUUGGUAAGGCAGUCCGUCUUGGUAAGGCAGUCCGUCUUGGUAAGGCAGUCCGUCUUGGUAAGGCAGUCCGUCUUGGUAAGGCAGUCCGUCUUGGUAAGGCAGUCCGUCUUGGUAAGGCAGUCCGUCUUGAUAAGGCAGUCCGUCUUGGUAAGGCAGUCCGUCUUGGUAAGGCAGUCCGUCUUGGUAAGGCAGUCCGUCUUGGUAAGGCAGUCCGUCUUGGUAAGGCAGUCCGUCUUGGUAAGGCAGUCCGUCUUGGUAAGGCAGUCCGUCUUGGUAAGGCAGUCCGUCUUGGUAAGGCAGUCCGUCUUGGUAAGGCAGUCCGUCUUGGUAAGGCAGUCCGUCUUGGUAAGGCAGUCCGUCUUGGUAAGGCAGUCCGUCUUGGUAAGGCAGUCCGUCUUGGUAAGGCAGUCCGUCUUGGUAAGGCAGUCCGUCUUGGUAAGGCAGUCCGUCUUGGUAAGGCAGUCCGUCUUGGUAAGGCAGUCCGUCUUGGUAAGGCAGUCCGUCUUGGUAAGGCAGUCCGUCUUGGUAAGGCAGUCCGUCUUGGUAAGGCAGUCCGUCUUGGUAAGGCAGUCCGUCUUGGUAAGGCAGUCCGUCUUGGUAAGGCAGUCCGUCUUGGUAAGGCAGUCCGUCUUGGUAAGGCAGUCCGUCUUGGAAGGCAGUCCGUCUUGUCCGUCUUGGAGGCAGUCCGUCUUGGUAAGGCAGUCCGUCUUGGUAAGGCAGUCCGUCUUGGUAAGGCAGUCCGUCUUGGUAAGGCAGUCCGUCUUGGUAAGGCAGUCCGUCUUGGUAAGGCAGUCCGUCUUGGUAAGGCAGUCCGUCUUGGUAAGGCAGUCCGUCUUGGUAAGGCAGUCCGUCUUGGUAAGGCAGUCCGUCUUGGUAAGGCAGUCCGUCUUGGUAAGGCAGUCCGUCUUGGUAAGGCAGUCCGUCUUGGUAAGGCAGUCCGUCUUGGUAAGGCAGUCCGUCUUGGUAAGGCAGUCCGUCUUGGUAAGGCAGUCCGUCUUGGUAAGGCAGUCCGUCUUGGUAAGGCAGUCCGUCUUGGUAAGGCAGUCCGUCUUGGUAAGGCAGUCCGUCUUGGUAAGGCAGUCCGUCUUGGUAAGGCAGUCCGUCUUGGUAAGGCAGUCCGUCUUGGUAAGGCAGUCCGUCUUGGUAAGGCAGUCCGUCUUGGUAAGGCAGUCCGUCUUGGUAAGGCAGUCCGUCUUGGUAAGGCAGUCCGUCUUGGUAAGGCAGUCCGUCUUGGUAAGGCAGUCCGUCUUGGUAAGGCAGUCCGUCUUGGUAAGGCAGUCCGUCUUGGUAAGGCAGUCCGUCUUGGUAAGGCAGUCCGUCUUGGUAAGGCAGUCCGUCUUGGUAAGGCAGUCCGUCUUGGUAAGGCAGUCCGUCUUGGUAAGGCAGUCCGUCUUGGUAAGGCAGUCCGUCUUGGUAAGGCAGUCCGUCUUGGAAAGGCAGUCCGUCUUGGAAAGGCAGUCCGUCUUGGUAAGGCAGUCCGUCUUGGUAAGGCAGUCCGUCUUGGUAAGGCAGUCCGUCUUGGUAAGGCAGUCCGUCUUGGUAAGGCAGUCCGUCUUGGUAAGGCAGUCCGUCUUGGUAAGGCAGUCCGUCUUGGUAAGGCAGUCCGUCUUGGUAAGGCAGUCCGUCUUGGUAAGGCAGUCCGUCUUGGUAAGGCAGUCCGUCUUGGUAAGGCAGUCCGUCUUGGUAAGGCAGUCCGUCUUGGUAAGGCAGUCCGUCUUGGUAAGGCAGUCCGUCUUGGUAAGGCAGUCCGUCUUGGUAAGGCAGUCCGUCUUGGUAGGGCAGUCCGUCUUGGUAAGGCAGUCCGUCUUGGUAAGGCAGUCCGUCUUGGUAAGGCAGUCCGUCUUGGUAAGGCAGUCCGUCUUGGUAAGGCAGUCCGUCUUGGUAAGGCAGUCCGUCUUGGUAAGGCAGUCCGUCUUGGUAAGGCAGUCCGUCUUGGUAAGGCAGUCCGUCUUGGUAAGGCAGUCCGUCUUGGUAAGGCAGUCCGUCUUGGUAAGGCAGUCCGUCUUGGUAAGGCAGUCCGUCUUGGUAAGGCAGUCCGUCUUGGUAAGGCAGUCCGUCUUGGAAAGGCAGUCCGUCUUGGUAAGGCAGUCCGUCUUGGUAAGGCAGUCCGUCUUGGUAAGGCAGUCCGUCUUGGUAAGGCAGUCCGUCUUGGUAAGGCAGUCCGUCUUGGAAAGGCAGUCCGUCUUGGUAAGGCAGUCCGUCUUGGUAAGGCAGUCCGUCUUGGUAAGGCAGUCCGUCUUGGAAAGGCAGUCCGUCUUGGAAAGGCAGUCCGUCUUGGUAAGGCAGUCCGUCUUGGAAAGGCAGUCCGUCUUGGUAAGGCAGUCCGUCUUGGUAAGGCAGUCCGUCUUGGAAAGGCAGUCCGUCUUGGAAAGGCAGUCCGUCUUGGUAAGGCAGUCCGUCUUGGUAAGGCAGUCCGUCUUGGUAAGGCAGUCCGUCUUGGUAAGGCAGUCCGUCUUGGUAAGGCAGUCCGUCUUGGUAAGGCAGUCCGUCUUGGUAAGGCAGUCCGUCUUGGUAAGGCAGUCCGUCUUGGUAAGGCAGUCCGUCUUGGUAAGGCAGUCCGUCUUGGUAAGGCAGUCCGUCUUGGUAAGGCAGUCCGUCUUGGUAAGGCAGUCCGUCUUGGUAAGGCAGUCCGUCUUGGUAAGGCAGUCCGUCUUGGUAAGGCAGUCCGUCUUGGUAAGGCAGUCCGUCUUGGUAAGGCAGUCCGUCUUGGUAAGGCAGUCCGUCUUGGAAAGGCAGUCCGUCUUGGUAAGGCAGUCCGUCUUGGUAAGGCAGUCCGUCUUGGUAAGGCAGUCCGUCUGGAAAGGCAGUCCGUCUUGGAAAGGCAGUCCGUCUUGGUAAGGCAGUCCGUCUUGGAAGGCAGUCCGUCUUGGUAA
Molecule: messenger RNA, 9889 nt
Organism: Closterium sp. Naga37s-1
Lineage: Eukaryota; Viridiplantae; Streptophyta; Zygnematophyceae; Desmidiales; Closteriaceae
Source: the annotation of a GenBank genome assembly